Lytechinus variegatus (green sea urchin) is the source of this 5830-nucleotide messenger RNA. RefSeq names its product ubiquitin carboxyl-terminal hydrolase 16-like. Gene Ontology annotation, molecular function: cysteine-type deubiquitinase activity; zinc ion binding; cysteine-type endopeptidase activity. Bases 198 to 3695 code for a protein of 1165 amino acids. Lineage: Eukaryota; Metazoa; Echinodermata; Echinoidea; Temnopleuroida; Toxopneustidae. Gene Ontology annotation, cellular component: cytosol; nucleus. The record is from RefSeq and is a predicted model, not a curated record. Gene Ontology annotation, biological process: protein deubiquitination. The transcript has 19 exons.
AAAAGAGGAUGGUACAACUUCCGAGAGGUCGUUCGGGGUUGUUUUAUUAUACCGUGAUUUUCGUGAAGUCUUGGUUUUAUAUGACUGGAUUAAUGUUGUUCUAGAAAUCUAAAUGAUUAUAUCCCUAUCUUGAGCUGUUGAUAUUGUAUGCAAAAGGGUAUUUUUAAUUUGGUGAUGUGACAUUGGAUUUUGUCUCAAUGCGAGUGAAGGAAGGAGCAACUGGACCUGCCGAUAUGGGUAAGAAGAGAAACAGAACCAAGCAAACAGACUAUCAUAAUACAUCAGAUGAAGAAACCGUUAAAGGUAAAGAAUGUACCCAUCUUGAGAAGUCUGUCAGCUUGACUGGUGUGAAGAAGGGUCUCAAGAAUUAUGGCUUUGGACAGUGCUCAUCAUGUACUAGUGAUAAAGGAAGUGGAAGCAGUGUUAAGAAAAGCAGUCCUGUUGAUGAAGUAGAUGGUGAUGUCUUUGAGCCGGUCAUAUGGCUUUGUCUAGCAUGUGGAAGUCAGGGAUGUUGUCGUAAUAGUCCAGCCCAGCACGCCUUGAAACAUUUUGAGACACCUAGGACAGGUUCACAUUCUGUAGCUGUCUGCUUGGCUAAUUGGAAUGUGUGGUGUUACAAGUGUGACGAUGCAAUCAGCCCAUCAGAGAGCAAGAAACUAGGAGAGUGUAUGGAUUGGAUUAAGAAACAGGCAUUUCAACAAAAACCUGCUGAAAAAUCAGCCAGUAAAAAGAAGAGCAAAGAAGCAGACGUUGAUGAGAGUCAUGUCAGAACAUCGUCGUCUCCAAUUCGAUCACCACUACUUACAAGGGAGGGAUCACUACCUAAAGUUAGGGGGCUAAACAACCUUGGCAAUACCUGUUUCUUCAAUGCUGUAAUGCAGAACCUGACUCAAACCCAUGUCUUGAGAGAUCUUCUUCAUGAGAAAUGGUCGUCAGGUAAACAGCUAGUUGUUCCCACGGAUACACAUCUUUCUGUUUCCACCAAUCAAAAUGGAAUCGGCAAGGACUCUGAGAAAGAGCCAUUGGUACCAAUCACCAUCACAGUAGCUCCCCUACAGCCCUUGACAUCAUCAUUGAUUGAAUUCCUAGAUGAAAUGCAGAAACCAACCAAGUCAACAUCAAUCAAUCCAAGAGCUCUCUUCAAUCAAGUUUGCAAUAAAGCAUCAAGGUUUAAAGGUUACCAACAACAGGAUAGUCAUGAACUAUUGAGAUAUCUAUUAGAUGGAAUGAAAGCUGAAGAGAUCAAGCGUAUGCAACAAGGUUUGACGUCAACUUUUGAUGUAAAGAAGGCCAAGGUGAAGAACCUAGAUGAGGCAACUAAGAAAAAAAUAAAAGAGUAUGGUAAUCACAGCAAACACACGUUUGUUGAUACAGUGUUUGGAGGUCAUCUGAUCAGCUCAGUCAAAUGCAACGAAUGUCUUAAUAUCUCAGAAAUCCUUGAACCAUUCCUAGACCUGUCUUUGCCAAUCACCGAAGCCAAGGGCAGCAAAAGAAACCUGUCAAGUAGUAAAAGCCUUGAUAGACCAUCAAUGAAUGACCAGCAGAUGUCACACGAUGGCGACAAACAGACCUUGGCUGCAACAGCUGCAGCAGCAUCAGUACCAGAGGAAACAAAACUCAGUAAACAUCAGAUGAAUAAACAAAAGGAGAAGGCCAAGAAAGAAGCAAGAAGGAAAACAAAGAAAAACAGGACUCUUUCCCAAUCCGAGGAUCCCAUAGAUGAAAAGAAAGAUUCUCCCAUCCAGUCUGACAAUGAAGAAGAAGAAAGGAGAGAAGAAGGAGUCGGCUACCGAGAUCCUAACGAUGCCGACAGUGAGGCAUCGGUCCUUGAUCGUCUUAGUAAUGCUGGAAGCAGUAGGAGAUGCAGUGAACAGACUGCUGCAGGUGAUGUUGGUAUCGGUGGUCUGCCUAACAACCUUCCUGAAGUACCAUCAGAGAAGGAGAACGAGGAAGCUCAUGAGUCGCAGAAUGGUUUGGAUAAGGUCGGAAGCACAGAUCGGCUGUCUUUGAGCAGUAGAGCCAGCACGAGUAGCAGUUCAAGUAGACUUAGUCCGUUGCCCCAGGGUAAUUCUUUCAAGGCAUUGGGUGAUGAACUCUCUGCAACGACGGAUGAUGAUAAGAGAACUGGUAGCGAAGAGGGCAAGGUGGUUAAGGAGAGUGGAACUGUCAAAAACAUUCGUAACAAGAUGGCAUCGUUGGGUUUACAGGAUUCAGAAAAGAGGACAGUUAAAGUAGAAGAAAGGUCCGACGAGAAAUGUGAGCAAAACAUAAAGGUUGAACCAAGUGUGAAUGAGAAUGGAAAGGAAGCGCCUAAAGUGAACGGCACUAUGGAUGAUUCUGAUGACAAGGCUGGUGAGAAUGGCAAGGAUGGUUCAGAUAUGCUGAAGAACAAGGAAGAGCCUCCGGUGCAGAACGGUGUGGAAUCUGAUGACCCUAAGAUUGAGAAGCUUCACGGUGGCAAUGAGAGAACUUUAAAUGGGCCCUCUGGAAUAGCACCCCUAGCUAAGAUUCAUGAACUAGGUGAAAGCCUUGCCGAGUGUAAUAAUGUGGAUUCAAAGAAAAGUAAGAUUCAUGAACUAGGUGAAAGCCUUGCCGAGUGUAAUAAUGUGGAUUCAAAGAAAAGUAAGAUUCAUGAACUAGGUGAAAGCCUUGCCGAGUGUAAUAAUGUGGAUUCAAAGAAAAGUAAGAACACAUCUAAUGCCGCCACAAAAGAAGAGAGCACAGCAUCUACAACUAACAAGAACAGUGGAUCUAAAAUGGGCAAGACAAAACCGCAUCCAAUCUCAACUCAAACUGUUGCCAAGCUUAAUGCAAUGAGUCCUCCCGUUUCACCCGUAUCACCCACAAGUCGAGCCCGCGUUGCUUCAACCCUUGCCCCCAGGUACCAGUCUAAGAACCAAGAAUGCUCUGUGAUGUCCUGCCUCAACCAGUUCACAGCUCCAGAGCUGCUCACAGGGACUAACAAGUUUGGAUGUGAGACCUGCACAAAAGCGCACAAAGUGGAAGGUAAAGAGAAGGUAAAGUACACUGAUGCAAGCAAACAGCUUCUGAUCCAUCAACCACCACCAAUCCUUACCCUACAUCUCAAAAGAUUUCAACAGGUUGGCUAUAAUCUUAGGAAGAUCACAAGACACAUAGAAUUUCCUUCAAUCCUUGAUGUAGCUCCAUUCUGCAGCACAGCAUGCAAGAGAUAUGCAAACAGUGAGAACAGGGUUCUAUAUAGCCUUUAUGGUGUGGUUGAACAUAGCGGGAGACUGCAGUUUGGUCAUUAUACAGCCUUUGUGAAAGUAAGACAACCUAACCAGACAUUAACCCUUUACACGCUGGGAAUCCCAAGAACGUUAAAUCUUCUCAAUGAGACGUGUGAUCGACAAAGGACGGAGAAGAACAACGAGGAGCGGCUCGCGAAGGAGAAGUUGCGGUCGUCUGGGAAGAAGCACGAGGAGGGCAGCGAUGGAGAGAACAUGGAGAAGAAGCCUGAAUCGCAGAAUAAAACGAGCAACUCCGUAAAUCACUUGGUUCCUGAGCGAAACCACAUACAAAGCGCGGUUUUGCCGUUUCAUGCCGGGCGUAACGUGAGUGUUCCGGUGGGCAAGUGGUACCAUAUCAGCGAUACGCAUGUGACCGAAGUGAACGAGAGUAAGGUGUUGAAUGCCCAAGCUUACAUUCUGUUUUAUGAACGACUUAUUUCAUAGUAAAGCUUCUUCCAGGUUAUGUUUUAAUGCUCAUCUAUGUACAUUGUCUUUGUGUUUCAAAUGCUCUCUUAUUAAAUAAGGCUUUGAUUAUGUUUCUGGGGAGUGUUUCAUCAAACCUCUUGUCAGUGAUUUUCAUUGAUUUGUUUGCUCCUAGCCAAUCAGAUGCAAGGAUUUCAGUAGCCUGUAACAAUUGACAGUGAAAGUCACUGAAAAUUUGUUUAAUGAAAUGCUCUCCAGAUGUUUUGUUGAUACUAAAAAUCUUUCCUUUUUGAAGAAGUUUUAAUCAUGCCAUGGAAGUACUGUGAAUGAAAUGAACUUUUGUAUAAGCAAUGAAAUUACACUAUCAACGAAAAACAAGAAACUUUGAUGAAUAUAAAGGAACAUCUUCGGCCAUUUCUAAUGAUUUUUUUUCUUCAAACUGCGGAAAAUAUAAUUUGCCUCUCAUCUAUUGAGAGAAUUGGAUGCUGUUAUAUGUCUUUAGUUGGUGGAAUUGAGUGCAAAUCAGCUUCAAAUAAUACAGAUCUAAGGAUAUUGUCAAAACUUAUAAAGAAUAUAGCAUAGAUGAUGGGAUAUAUUCAACAAUUAUUUCAUGAUGUGCCAACGUUGAUAUUACUUGAGUACUCGAUUGCCAACAAAAUAUGCAUUUUAUUUUAUAGAAAAUCCCUGGGUCUUGCUUCCUCUCUAUCUGCUAUAAAAUACAUAAAGUGUCUUUUUUGAGUAUGUUAAUGUGCUGCUCCAUGUGAAUCAGUGAACAGUAGCAUUAUAUAUCUAUUUUAUUCUUGUAUGUUGUUUGAAGAGAAAAGGGUAUUUGUGAAAAUGAAUCUAUGUUGAAUGUAAAUACAUGUAUGUAUGUAUACUGCAGCUGAGUUUGUUAUGAAUAUGAGUUCCGAUAUUUGUUUCUCUGAUUUUCUUGAUGAUACCUCUGGAAUCCUUUUAUUUUUUUGUCUGAACACUUUCAAUAUGAACUACAUGUACAGUGGAUCAUUCGUACGGGGGCUUCAAAACAACCUAAAAGUGAGAUCAUAGAUUUUUUUUCUAGUGAAUGAAUUUAAUACAGACCUCUCUCUCUGAUACUCUUCAUUCUUCUUCCCUUUUUAAAUUUUUAACUCUUUUGUCCACUUUCCUUUUCUCCAUUAUUUGAAAAAUAUCAAGCUAUUCAAGAUUCCACAUCACAUGAUUAUUAUGCAAUAGCUUCUACUUAUUACAAGCAAUGCAUUUUAUCUUCCCUGUGAAAAUUCUUGGGGUCUUCUUUUUUUUCCCUUCUUCUUUUUUGGUUACGUAUAUAUAUUUAUAUAUAACCUCAAGGAGCUUCAAAGUAAUGAAAGUUUUGAAGCUUCCCAAUAUCUAUCAUUUGAUUUUAAUGGUAAAUGUAGAUGUAGAUGCAAGAAAGAAGAUGUUUCAAUUUUUUAUUCAGAAAUUUUCAACUCGUCGAUAUCUUAUGUGUGCCUCCUGUUCUUAACAGCAUACAUGAACUGAGAUAAUAGAGGACAAUCAAAAUUCUAUUAGUUCUAUAAGUAUGUAACAGCAUAAAUAUUAUGUAUAUGUAAGAAAAUGCAGUCAAAUGGUAUUCGAAAGGUUUGUAGAUAUUAAUGGAUUAUUAAUGUAUACACAAUGGACUAUUGUACAAUGCGGGAAGUAGAGGUAGUGGAUGAUGUCUCUUAUUCAUGUAGAAUACAUUCUGACAUCUCAUAUUCCUACCCAAUUCUUCAUCUUACCUUUCUCACAGAUUUCCUAUUUUUCUCUUUGUGUAAGUCUCGUGUAAAAUAUCAUAUUUGUUUUCCUUUUUUGUUCCCCCCCUCCUGGGUGUUGCUCCUUUUUUUCAACAAAUAAAGUCAUCAGGUCAUUCAUCUUACAGCCUUCAUAGUUCAAAAGGCGCGAUAGCUCAGUCGGUAGAGAGGGGGUUCCGGAUUCCAGUAACCCUGGUUCGAUUCUCAAGUGGUGCGCUAGUGCCCUUUGGUAAGGCAUUUAUCCUCAUUACCAGGUCCAUCAGAGAGGACUUUAAGCUGUUGGUCCCCUGGUUGCUUGCUCACAGGCAUUCGUGCUUUCUUAGCAGUCGGUAUAACAAAAGAUAACACACUCUUGAAAUAUCCUUCUGGAAGAUCAAAACCUACACUUGGUGAUAGAGCAUUUUCACA